Linderina pennispora is the source of this 2785-nucleotide messenger RNA. RefSeq lists its product as uncharacterized. The record is from RefSeq and is a predicted model, not a curated record. Bases 110 to 2614 code for a protein of 834 amino acids. NCBI's taxonomy places the organism in Eukaryota, Fungi, Kickxellomycota, Kickxellomycetes, Kickxellales, Kickxellaceae. The transcript has a single exon.
UAUUUAUGAGCGUUUCUUUAUCAACUCGAUCUUUAUACGCCUCUAAUUGAUACCUGCUACAACUUGGUAUAAUACUGUCCCUUUCCAUACCUCGCAUACAUACCCUUUAAUGAAAGUUGGAUCUUUGGUUACCCUGGUGGCUAUGCUGGCGUCUGGGUACGCUGACCUGCCGCCCAACUGGCCCAAUGAUAUAGAUCGGGUGCCUGUCUCUUGGGCACGAAAUGGCUGGUCCACACAGGAUCACACAGGCGCCCGUCCAAUCCAGGCACAUUAUCCACAGGUUGCCCGGGGCAAGGUAUUGGCCGUUUCUGAGGCUGAAUACGAAGGGCAGGCACCACAGGGAGGUGUUGGCAGCGCGCUUGGCCAGAAAUACAAUGCACCUGACGGCAUUUCAGACGACAUCAUGUCCAUUAACACAUCCGAGUACAUCGAGUAUACCGAGACAACAACAGAGACCGAAGACGAUUCGCUCCUGGAGACGUAUACCACGACUGAGUAUGUUAUCAUUUCAUCCUGUUGUGGAUCCUGUUGUGGGUCCUAUUGUUCGUGCGGCACGGCACCGAGCGCAGCGUACAAUGCCGACGCUGUUUGCGCAUCAUCGACAGCUGUGCCGGCAUGUACAACAUCGUGGUGUGCUAUGUCCACGUCAUAUGUGGUAUCUCAGGCACCACCUCCUCCUAUUGUCACUCACACUUCGUACUGCGCAACAAACGAGCCGUUCCUUCCGUAUAUCACCAUCACGACAUCAGUGUACCCUGCUACUGUUUCCCACACAAGUGAAGCAGCUGCUUACUCAACUAGCGCCCCGUAUGCUAACACGGUGACAAAAACAGUGACCUCAUCUGUUACUGGCGCCGGCUACUCUUCGUACUCGUCGAGCAAAGGGACGAGCUAUUCCACCAGCCAAACAAGCGACCACCCAUAUGAACAUGGUACUGGCUCGCACUCGACGAGCUCUUCCGGAAAUGGGCCAUAUCCCGCUGGGCCCUAUGGUCCCGGUUCUGGUCCCGGUCUCAGUCCUAGUCCCAGUCCCAGUCCUGGUCCUGGGCCUGUUCCUACUCCUGGUCCUGGACCUGUUCCUGUUCCUGGUCCUGGUCCUGGGUCUGUUCCGGUUCCUGUUCCGGUUCCUGUUCCGGUUUCUGGUCCAUACAGUUCUGGCCCCGGUAUUGGUCCCUAUCCAGUUCCUCCCUACGGCCCUGACUCUGUUCCUUAUCCAGCUGCUCCCUACAGCCCUAGUGGUGGGCCAUACCCAACGGUACCAUACCAUGGUCCGUACGAUAAUGCGCCAUACGGCCCAUAUAAUCCCCUGUACGGAGGAUCAAACAGCAGCCCGUACGGACCUCCCUACGGACCUCCCUAUGGCGCACCGCCAUAUAGUCCUCCCUACGGCGCACCACCAUACAGCCCUCCAUAUGGAGAGCCUUAUAGCACGCCGUAUGGGCCGCCGUAUGGUAUAGGGCCAGAUGCUGGUGACAGCGGUGGAUAUCCAGCCGGUGGUGCUGGUGGAUAUCCAGUCGGUGAUGCUGGUGGAUACCCGGCAGGUGGUACUGGUGGAUAUCCGGCAGGUGGUACUGGUGGUGGAUCUGAGAGGGGUAGUUCCAACCCGCCUCCAUAUGGCAGUGGACCCAGUGACGGAACCGGCAACGUGCCACGUAUAUCGACUUCUCCUUUUAGCAGUGGCAGCGCACAAAGCAGCUCUACAGCCGCGUCAUCUGAAAACAGCUCUGAUGAGUCUGGUAUUUCAAGCGCACCUUACCCGACCAGGUCGAUCUACACCACCCGCUCCAUGGGCACCAGCGGUGUCUAUUCUAACCACCCUUCGUCUAAUGGUGACACUGGAGGUGAUACCACGUACAACUUCAUCACCAGCUACAUUAUCAACGAGACCACCGCCCCACCGCUAAUCGUGUCGGUUGAUGAUCCUGAACCAGCCUAUUCCAGCAAGGACACGUACUCGGGCACACCCGCUCCUACACGCACAUCCUCGCACGCCUCUAAACCUGCGUCCAUAUCUACACCCUAUUCCACGCCUGCUACCCCCGCAUCGACCCCAUAUGCUGUGCCCGGUGCCUCUCCUGAGGCUGGUCCAACUGCGACACUCGCAGACAAUGACCACGACAAUGACUACGACAAUGACUACGACAAUGACUACGACAAUGACGAUGACGAGGGGCUCCAUGAGCGGGUCACGCAAAAGAAGGUGAUCAAGAAGAUAGUGCGGAAAGCAGCUCUCGCCACCACCACACGCAAGCCUGCCAUGAAGGUAGAGGAUCAGAAGGCUGCAAUUAUGUCCCGGUUCCAGUCGAUCGAGCUCGCCAAGGCCAAAGCGCUGGGCAAGGCCAAAGCGCAGAGUAAGUCCAAAGCGUACCCAGCUUCCAAGGCGCCUGCCAGAGCCAUUCUGCAAGAAAAGCCGAAGCCGCUGAGCAACAAGUUCCAGCGGAGUCGCCCGGUGCGGGUGGGCAAGGCGAAUUACGUGAAGGUUGGUGACCCUGAGGCCAUUGAGAGGGCGGACAAGAUAGAACUCGUCGAUACCAAGCUAAAGCCAGACUUUGUGAUGGACAUUGGGUACAAACUCAAGCGCCCAAGCAGUAGUACUCGGGAUGUUGACGCUUGAACGUGAAGGGGCACUGUCUUGCACUUGUCGUUGUGACCACUUGUUCAUUUUCAUUUUUCAGACAUUCACGUUCAAUUACUUUCUCAAAUCGACAGCACAUAUAUCUCCUUGGCGACUUCGCCUUGGCUGGUUUGCAAAAUAAACGCAGCUUUUUGUUAGCUUCGGAAACUA